AAUGCAUUUUGAUGCGUGUGUGAGUGAGAGAGAGAGAGUGUGUGAGAGAGAGAGAGAGAGAGUGUGAGAGACUCGCGGUGGCAAAUGCGGCCGUUAAUUGCCGCUCUGUGUGUUGUUGUUGUUGUUGUGUGAUGUCCGUCCUGACCGCCGCCCGAGAUCAGCGCCGCCGAGGGUGAGGUCUCUCACCCACUCACAGCACAACACUUUCGUAUUGUUUUCGCCUUCAUCAUCAUCAUCAUCACCACACCCGCCGGGUCCCCCCCACCCUCUCCUCUCCCCCCUCUCUCCCCCCCCAAUAUGCGCUGCCGUUCCCCCUGUCAGGCUGCGGAGAUGGAGGAGAGCCGGAACGUUGAAAUCAUGGGCAUUUACGAGUCAAUACUUGAAAGAAAGCGUCAUGACAGUGAAAGAUCCUCCAGCAGUAUAUUGGAACAGAACGACAUUGAAGCAGUGGAGACACUUGUUUGUAUGAGUUCCUGGGGUCAGAGGACACAGAAAGGGGAACCAUUAAAAAUCCGACCGCUUACACCUGCUUCUGACACCGAUUCCAUACUUGGUGAAUCUGCUUCGAUGUUGCCAAAAGACUACAACUCAUUUUCUUUGCUUUGUAUGACCCCACCACACAGUCCCGGUUUUGCUGAACCUACAAGUGUCGUUGCCCCAGUGCCAGCACUUACUCAGACAAACCCAUCAAUAGUCACCAUGAACACUGCUAUCUGCUCAACGACUUCAGUCAACACUGCACACGCUAAACCCGCUGUACUGGAUAUGCCGUUACCCUUGUGUCAGAAGCCCCCUUUGUGCAAACAAACUGUUUCACAUCACUGCAGAUCUGUGGCAACCAGUGUCAUCCGUCACACUGCUGAUAACUCCCCUUGCAGCCACAUUCCUUCACUGCCACAGACUGAGAGACUGUAUUUAAAUAGCAAAGAGCUGAGGACGGAGGUGCACAGGAAGGUGUUGGAGCAGUCUAAGUGUACCCAGGGUACUUGUACGUCAAGCAUACAUUGUUUGCAGCAGCGUUUUCCCGGCCCAUUUACCAGGGACCAGCAACCAGCAGUGUCUUCUUCCUCACUGCCAUGCGCAGUGUACAAACCUGAAACAGAAAGACGCAACCUCAUCAGGCCAUUACCAGCACACUUCCCGCCUGUUCCAUUUGCAAAAUCUCCAGUUAUCUGUCAGAUGUUUCCAAUCAAUGGAGGCAGAGGAGGAGGGAGAGGAGGAGGAGGAGGUAUCAUUUCAGCAUUCAUCCCAACAAGUAACCACAGUGGCAAACCUACAUUUACCCAGACCUCUCCAGUUUCUCAGCCUGUCCUCGUAGGAACAUCCGUGCCACAAGGAACUGUGAUGCUUGUUCUGCCACCAGCUUCUGUCACACAACCGUCAACAAGUCAACAGAGCGUGAUGAAUGUGGGCAAUACAAAAUUACUGCCACUUGCCCCGGCUCCUGUUUUUAUCACCUCCGGCCAAAACUGUGCACCACAGCUGGACUUCUCAAGAAGGCGUAAUUACAUUUGCAGCUUUACUGGGUGCAGGAAGACCUACUUCAAGAGCUCUCACCUCAAAGCACAUCUCCGAACGCACACAGGUGAAAAACCUUUCAGCUGUAACUGGGACGGCUGUGACAAAAAGUUUGCCCGUUCGGAUGAGCUGUCCCGACACCGCAGGACUCACACGGGGGAGAAGAAGUUCAUGUGUCCCAUUUGCGAUCGACGAUUCAUGCGCAGCGACCACCUGACGAAACAUGCUCGACGUCACUUGACCUCAAAGAAAGUGCCCAACUGGCAGGCUGAGGUUAACAAACUGAACAAAAUUGCCACCUCAGCACCUUCCAGCAGGAAUCCUCUCGUCCCGAUGAGUGUUUUUAUUCCUCCACCAGCCUCUGCCUGAGUACAAUACUUAUAGAGAAAAUUUGCACUGUGUCGUUGGAAAGUUGAAACUGAAGCAGAGUGUCAGCGGGAUCUGAAGGAGUGGCUGUUUGACGGAUGAUUUCUGAAGCUGUUCUAAAUGCUGCAUGUUUUUACCAGAUUUUCUUCAAUAUGAGUUCAUUUUUCUAUGCAGUAAUGUAUUAUUGAGUAGUAUUAUGUAAUCAUGGCUAACCAUGCAAAAUCUGGAAAGCACAGAGUGGAAUUCGGCUUUCGUUCAUAGUGGACGGUAAUGAUGACGUGUGUGUGUGUUUGCGCGCGUGUGUGUGAAGUGGGUUUCCGUCAGUGUUAAGCCUGGAAACUUAUCCACUUUGUAAACAUUUAAAUGUCUUUAAAUACUAUUUGCUAUGCACAUUGAUUGUAUACAUCAUUUAUUUAAUAAAACAAUUUUCAUGUAAAA
Messenger RNA from Callorhinchus milii (elephant shark), 2322 nucleotides. It is a transcript of the gene klf11a, whose product is annotated as Kruppel-like factor 11a. The coding region runs from base 298 to 1887 and encodes 529 amino acids. Gene Ontology annotation, molecular function: DNA-binding transcription factor activity, RNA polymerase II-specific; RNA polymerase II cis-regulatory region sequence-specific DNA binding. Lineage: Eukaryota; Metazoa; Chordata; Chondrichthyes; Chimaeriformes; Callorhinchidae. The record is from RefSeq and is a predicted model, not a curated record. Gene Ontology annotation, biological process: regulation of transcription by RNA polymerase II. The transcript has 4 exons.